Messenger RNA from Haplochromis burtoni (Burton's mouthbrooder), 1979 nucleotides. RefSeq lists its product as uncharacterized. The record is from RefSeq and is a predicted model, not a curated record. NCBI's taxonomy places the organism in Eukaryota, Metazoa, Chordata, Actinopteri, Cichliformes, Cichlidae.
AACUUCUUCUUCAGUUUGGACAGCACCUUUAUGAUCUAAAUGGUUCAAGAAAGAACAGACAUGACUACAUAAGGCAAAGGCUUAGGGAACUUGGGCGACUGCUGCUUAUAGCUCAGAAGAAUACCCCCAUUCAAAAGGCAGAGGAACUGAUUUAUCCUGCAAACUUCAACCAUUUGAUAUCUGCAGUGAAAGAGGUGGCUGGGUACAAUCCUGAAAGAAAUACGUUCCAGAAACCUACCUUAGCUCUAAAAAUUGGCAACAAUCUGGGAAUUAUCUGUGAGCUUGUAGAGACUGACAAUUUGUCCUCAGAAGACGGAGACUCAAGCCUUGUGCAAUUUGCCAGAGAAUUUAAGGCUAUCAAAAAUUUUAGAUGGAAGGGACUGAUCACCAGAGGUGCAACAACAACCAUGAAGGAGUCUAAGUGGAAUGCACCACAGAUUUUACCUUUAACAGCUGAUGUCAAAUGCUUGGAUCGCCAUAUGGAGACUGUUAAAAGCGGUGCUGAAAGAAUGCUGAGGUUGACUCCAACUCCAUACAGCUAUGCAAUGCUUGCCAAAGUGACACUAGCUCAAGUGAUCAUUUUUAACAGAAGAAGAGAAGGAGAGGUAUCAAGAAUGGAGGUGUCCACCUUUAAAGACAGAAAAAAGUCCGAAAUCAAUAUGGACAUGGCUGCUUGUCUGACCUCACUUGAGAAAAAAAUGUGUGAUUUCUUCACCAGAGUAGAAAUCCGUGGAAAACGAGGGAGAGGAGUUCCUAUUCUCCUAAAACCAUCAAUGGUCUCUGCAAUGGAGCUCCUUGUGGAAACUCGUGAAUCUUGCGGCGUCCCCAAAGAGAACAUUUACAUGUUUGCUAGACCAGGAGCUUUAUCUGCCUAUCGAGGAAGAGACUGUAUCCAAAUGUUUGCAAAGGAGAGUGGAGCAAAACACCCUGAAAUCUUAACAUCAACAAGGCUCCGAAAACAUAUCGCAACAAUGUCGCAGGUGCUUAAUCUUCAAGAAAAUGAAGCAGAUCAACUAGCAGACUUUCUGGGUCAUGACAUACGUGUGCACAGGCAGUAUUACCGCUUGCCUCAAGGAACACUUCAGCUUGCUAAGAUGAGCAAAUUACUUUUGGCACUGGAGAACGGAACUGUUUCACAUUAUAAAGGCCAAACACUUGAUGAUAUUGAAAUUGACCCCGAAGAAAAAAUUGAUCUGGAAAAUUCAGAUAACUCAAGCGAUGAGAGUGAGCCUCUUCAAUCGGCUCUGGAGGCAAUAAAAACACCAGAGAAUGAGACAACGGAUCAGGAUGGAGACAGAGGGCCAUGGACUUCUUCAUCUCCAGGGACGUCUUCAUCUCCAAGGACUUCUUUCAGUCCUUCCUUGAAAAAGGGCAACCGAAGUAACGCCAAAUGUAAGUGGGAAGAUCAUGAGGUACGUGCAGUUGAAAAACACAUGAUGCGUUUCAUCAACACAUGCAAGUUGCCUCAGAAGCUGGACUGCACUCAAUGCAUCAAUGCAGAACCAUAUGCACUGAAAGACAGAAACUGGACUGGGGUAAAAAAUUAUGUUAGAAAUCGCAUUACUGCCUUAAAAAGAAAAGCUUGUGCAAAGGACUGAGGGCUGUUUGUGAUUUCACUGAGUUAAAAUUUCCUGUUUCUCUGGUAAAAUGGUUCUGAAGAUGUUUUGAAGACGUUGCACUCCAAAAAUUUCAGGUUCAGUAAGCAGGUGUAAGUUUGUUUCCUAAAACCUUUUGUCAUUCUGAGAGGAAAAAACAAAUCUUUUCAAGUUGACAUUUUUUUCUUAACAUGGUUUUCAUUGUGUCCACUUCGCACUGCAUGAGAUAUAUUUGGAAUCAAAGUUUUUUACAUUUGCAGGUAGAAGCACUUAAUGAAUUGUGCAGAUAUUUUGUUGUUUCUUUGUUGCUGCAAGUUCCUGUGUAUACAUGAAGUGCAUGUAAAGUGCUAAAAACAACACUGUAGAAAUAAAAGAAGCAGAAUA